Cornus florida is the source of this 3268-nucleotide messenger RNA. Its product is annotated as AT-rich interactive domain-containing protein 2-like. Lineage: Eukaryota; Viridiplantae; Streptophyta; Magnoliopsida; Cornales; Cornaceae. The record is from RefSeq and is a predicted model, not a curated record. Gene Ontology annotation, molecular function: DNA binding. The coding region runs from base 264 to 1238 and encodes 324 amino acids. The transcript has 2 exons.
UGUUCCUUUGGAUUCAUAAAUUAAUUUCUCUCUACAUUUGAUGCUCUUUAUAUAUAUUAUUUAUUAACAUUACAUAUUCCAUAGGCUUAUAUAUAACCUAUUAACCAUUAUAUAUCUCAAUUUUCAAAACUCCCUACAAUUUUGUUCCCCAUCUUGUCCUGGCAAACGACCACUCUGUUCUUCAUUUUCAGAACACAUCUAAAACCCUCCGUAAAUUUCAGCAAUUUCUCACUCAGACAGUCACACCCUUUUGUCUCCAUUGUAUGUUGGAGAAAACAAUUGGUGACUUCGCAAGCCAAACGCUCCUAGGAGGUGGUGGUGUUGAUGGUUGUAGUGAUAGACUGAGAAGGUUGUUUGACCAAGUGCUUUUGGUUUUUUUGAGAGAGGUGUCUGUAAAGAAAUGUGUUCGGCCCAUUCCGGCAUUGCUUGGUGAUGGGCGAUCUGUGGAUUUGUUUAAACUUUUCUGGGCAGUGAAAAAAAGAGGUGGGUUUGAUUUGGUGACAAAGAAUGGUUUGUGGUCUCCUGUGGCAACAGAGUGCAGGUUGGAUGUUGGGGUUGUAGUGUCAAUAAAAUUGGUUUAUUUGACAUAUUUGGAUGGUUUGGAUCAAUGGGUAAAGAGAGUCUUUAAAGAUAAGAGUUUGAAAAAUGGAGAGAGUGAAGUUGUUGGGAAGUUGGACUUGUUAUCGUUGGAGUUAGAGAGGGAUUUCAGAGGUAUAUUGUCGAAUGGAUCUCCACUGAAGCACAAAGAUGGUAAAGUUGUUGAAUUUGAAUCUAGUAAAAAUGCCGACUACAUUGAUUCGGAUAAUUAUAAUAGGGAAAUGCAUUUGUCAGAUGCCGGAAACAUUAAUAAAGUGCAUGACAAUGCACAGAGAAUUCCUAAUGAUGAUGACAAAAGAUUUUGUGUCGAUAAUGAUAAUGGUGUGGUGGUCUCAGAUACAGGUAGUGAUAAGAAAGUAUCUAAUUCUCAAAAGAGGAAACGAGAAUCCUUUUCUUUGUCGGAAAUGCUGAAUUGGGUGAUGCAGGUUGCUAAGCAUUCCUAUGAUCCUGCAUUCGGUAGAACACCCGAGUGUUCUAAGUGGCACGAGGAUGCAAGAGAGGAUUUUCGGGCCCAGGUUUUGUUGGCAAGGGAGGCACUCUAUAUAAAAAGGCAAGUUAAUCCUCGCAUUGAAGAAUCCCUCUUGCAGGUACAAGUUUGUUAUCAUCUUAAUUUCAUUCUCUUUAACCUUUCAAAUUUAUAAGAUAUAAAUCUCUAGAUUAUUAUGCUAGUUGGUGUUACAUCUUGAUCAAGGUGUUGGUUUUUGCAGCAUGAUCACAUUAAAAAUACCAAGUUCACAUGCAUAGGAUAGUUAUCAUAUCUUAAGGGUGGCAUCUUUAAGUAUUUAUUUGUGUGGUUCUCGCUUCCUGGAAUUACUAACCAGAAUGAAGUUUCAAUUCUCAUUCUUCCUUUUUUAUAUUAUACCUUUAAUCAAAUAAACAUCGAUCAUAUGAUGUCAUGUUUCCUUACUUCUUAUGCAGCAAUGUGUUAAAUCAGUCUCUUUUAUAAGAAUUAAACAACAAUGACAACAACAAUAAUGACGGCAACCAGAGUUUAUCUAACCUGUAGUUAUCUUUAUUAGGAACUAGCUUCCUGAAAACCAGAGUUUGCUUCAUCAUACUCUGCAACUUGAGCAUUUACUUUACACAUGCAAUGUGCUAGUGAGAUACAAUUAACUAUUUGUAACCUUAGAUUCUUUCGCUUGAAAAGGAUCAAGUGAUACAUGGAGUUGAGAGAAUAGAGACUUAGGUAUUGACAUCAUUGCUGGCUCAAUUCAAUUUGAGGCAUCGGUUCCUUGAAUUCUAAAUAUUCAUGUAUCUUUUCGCUUCUUCUUAGCAAUCAAAAUAAAUUGUACAAAAAGUUAUCUCAUACAUAUAUAAAUGCAAAUGAACAAAUACGAAUGCUCAUAAAAAAAUUCAAUAUUACUUCCCAUAUAUUGAACUAUAAUAGCAUGUAGAUUACUACUUUUGAUAAGAACAAACUACUUAACUUGAAAAUGAAUUAGAAGAGCAUAAGAAGAAAAUUGAAGCUCAAUUAGGUGAAUUACACUCACACCUGUUGAGGUUAUGCCCUAAUUACACACGGUGGUCGGAAUGGCCUACAUCACACUGACUACCCCUGUCAGCGUUAAACAACAAAUGGACAUUACUUUUGUAUGAAUUGUCAUUUUUGCCCUUGGUUGAUUUAACAUUAUUUUAAAGAAAAACUGUUACAACUUGAAAAGACCAAAUUAUCCCCUUGAAAAACCCAAUAUUUCUCUCUACCUUCUCUUUCCCGUCACCACCUCCUCCAAUCUGCCACCACCACCGUUGCAGCCGACCACCUCCUUCCUAUCUCUCUACCUCUCUCUUCAACACCCCCUCCCCCCUCCCCUCCCCUCCCCUCUCUCCAAAAAAACCCUACAAAAUCCCCAAACCAGUCCAAGCCUUAUCAUCAUCAUCCGAUGACACCAAGGGACAAUGAGAAUGCUCUUAGCUGCGAUUUUGAUAUAACUAUAAACAUACUCACGAAUAAAUGAAGAUGUAGAAACUAUAGGCAUACUCAAUGAACUCAACAAUGCAUUAAUCCAUCUAUUUGGGGUUGGUUACAUGAAAUCUGUUUUACCAUUCUGCUCUAUCUAAGACUAUAACUUCAAUUAGAUCAGAGAUAAUGAUAUGUUUAUUCACUCUUCAACCCAUCUAAUUUUGGUCUUCCCAUUCCUUAACGUUACCCAUAAUGUGGGCAUCAUUCUUCCUUACUUGUGCAUUUAUUAGUUUUUGCCACCCAUUAUCAUACCCUUUUUAGUACCUUCAUUAACCAUUUGCUAUAAAUUUUGUCAUAGGCCUUCCCCACCUUGUCUACCAUUGGUGUACUUAUACUAAUGCAUUUAUUUUUAAAUCAAUUUGAUGUAUUGCAGCUCUAGAAAUAGCAACUUAAGAAAAAAAAAUCUUGUAAGUUGGUUUUGCCUAGGAGGGACCUACUUGUGACUCUGCAUAAUUAAUUUGAGUAAAGAUGAAUCAUACUUCAUGCUUUUCUGAAGUUAGUAAGCUGGUGAUUCCGUUUAUUUUAUGUUUUAACGAGUUCUAGGAGUCAAAAAAUAUUUUUUAUAAUUUGUAAAUUUGCUGGUUUUGUGCCGUAGUAGUGGUCUAUACUCUAUAUGUCAUAUUCUAAGUCAGGAGUCUUCAUUUGUGGACCUAAAUCAGUUAUAUAUCUCAAAAUCCUGUAAUAUGGAGACAAAGUCAUGUUAGAUCAGGG